AUGCAACCUCAGGCUUCCAUCCAGUUGCAUGGAUUCUGCGAUGCUAGCAUAGCGGCUUAUGGAGCGUGUUUAUACUUGCGGUCGGAGGCCAAUGGAGAAGCAAAGGUCCAUUUGCUCUGCGCCAAGUCGAGAGUGGCCCCUUUAAAGGCUUUGACAAUUCCAAGAUUGGAGUUGUCGGCAGCGCUUUUAUUGGCGGAGCUUAUCGUAAGCGUCAAGGAAACCAUCGAUUUCGAAUGCGACUUUCAUUGCUGGUCAGACUCGUCUAUCGUACUGGCGUGGAUUCGGCAGCCUCCGAGGGAUUUCAACGUAUUUGUAUCCAACAGAAUCGCGAAAAUUCAGGAGAUGACAAAAGGCAUGACUUGGCACCAUGUUCCAACAAGCUUAAAUCCGGCGGAUGUCGUAUCGCGAGGCUGUACCCCGAGAGAAUUGCUGGAGCACUCCCUGUGGGCUAACGGGCCUCCAUUCCUGCUGCAAAGCUCGUCAAAAUGGCCCUCUCUUCCAAAUGCAGUUAAGGAUCUUCCAGAACGUCGUUCCGCAGCGCUAGUUGGAACUGUUUGCACUGACAUUUCGAUCAACUGCAAAUUCCUUAACUCUUUUCAUAAGUUGCAGCGUGUAUUUGCGUACAUUUAUCGGUUCAUUUCGAAUUGCAGAGCAAAAUCUUCACCUUCAAGGAACAGUGUUACCGUUGAGGAGCUCAAUUCGGGGACCGUACUUCUUCUGAGGAGCAUCCAACAGGUUCACUUAGCCAAGGAGUAUGGAUGUCUUAGCCAGGACAGGCCGUGUCCACAGAAGAGCAAGCUGAUUUCGCUGAGACCAAUAAUCGGCUCCGAUGGAUUACUUCGCGUUGGUGGAAGACUUCAGAAUGCAAACCUGGACUACGAUACUCAGCAUCCGAUAUUGUUACCCUAG
Drosophila rhopaloa is the source of this 909-nucleotide messenger RNA. RefSeq lists its product as uncharacterized. The record is from RefSeq and is a predicted model, not a curated record. Bases 1 to 909 code for a protein of 302 amino acids. Lineage: Eukaryota; Metazoa; Arthropoda; Insecta; Diptera; Drosophilidae. The transcript has a single exon.